Papaver somniferum (opium poppy) is the source of this 777-nucleotide messenger RNA. RefSeq lists its product as uncharacterized. Gene Ontology annotation, cellular component: endoplasmic reticulum. Lineage: Eukaryota; Viridiplantae; Streptophyta; Magnoliopsida; Ranunculales; Papaveraceae. The transcript has 2 exons. The coding region runs from base 86 to 568 and encodes 160 amino acids. The record is from RefSeq and is a predicted model, not a curated record.
AGCUGUCAAUGAUCGAUCCUAGUAUAAGAAAAUAGUAGAUCUAAGUACAUCGUAAUACAGAGAAGAGACCAUAGAGAGAGAAGAGAUGAGUCUUGAAAAAUUCAUCAAUGGGAUCCUGUUGAUUUACUUUCCAUUGAUGGUGAUUAAAGCUCCACUCCUGGAUUUGUACAUGUUUCUGCCUGCUACUAGUUCUUAUGGGAAUUUACUGUUUCAUUUCUACACAUGGUACGGAGAUUACCUGAAACUGGAGAAACCUCAUUUCUACGUGGGUAUCGUCUGGCUUGAGCUCCUCGUCAAGUGGCCUCUUUGUAUCGCCAAUUUCUACGGGCUGCUCACUAAAAAAUCCUGGGUCAGAACGACCUGCUUGAUAUAUGGCGUCUCUACGGUCACGGUCAUGGUUGCAAUUUUCUUCGAUAUGGUCAUGUCCUCAAGGCCUUCUACGCUUAUGAGUCUUUAUGUACCUUUCAUGGUUUUCGGUCUAAUUACAACUCUUAAGGGGUUGAUUCCACUCUCAUCACCGGUUCAUGCCAGGAAAAAAUCUUCAGAUGGAGAAAAAAAGAGUGCUUAGAUGUGGAACAAACUAGUCCGCACCAUGCUGCUGUGAAUGAUUAAAGUGCAAAGUGGCCUUCUAUCCUUGUUUAACCUUUAAUGAUAGUUGUAUUUGAUUUAAUGUCUUGAAAUUCAUUCGUAAUGUUUUAAAAACAUAUCGAAUUGAAAAAUGUGGUAGUAACUCUUUUCUAGAAACGGAAUAAGUAGUAUUUUCUAAAUUCUCUACAA